UAUGGAUGAAAAGGAUAUUUCUAUCAAAGCUAUCCCGAAAGAAACGGUAGAUAUUACAAGAACGUCGGUCACACUUUACGAAGCGCAACAAACAUUAACUCGUGUAACAAGUAUACUUCGAGUUCAAUGGCGUGCAUCACUAGGAGCAUUAUUCAUGCUUUCUGUUUACUCGGUGAAUUGGGUAUUUUACACAUUUAAAGUGCCGGUAAUGACAACUGAGGCAGGAUCUGAUUGGGUUCAACAAUGGUUUCAAUGUCUCAAAACUGGAAGUCAAUCAAGUUGCACAUCUGUUGCUGCUGGUCAUGUUCCAAGUUAUGGUCUGAUAUUAGCCAUAUUAUUCACUAAUAGAUUUUGUGGUAUUUUAAUAUUUAUUCUUUUUGCUGGAAAAAAGUCGAUAUUCAUAGAAUUGUGGAAUUAUCUAAAAGGACAACCAAUGACGACACCAAGCCUUUCUCUUAGACAGUCUGCUACCUCAGUGAACGAAAAAAGACACUCUAUAA
Messenger RNA from Racocetra persica, 500 nucleotides. The record is from the annotation of a GenBank genome assembly. Lineage: Eukaryota; Fungi; Glomeromycota; Glomeromycetes; Diversisporales; Gigasporaceae.